GUGUGAGGGGCUUGGCGUGGUACAGCCCGCGGCGCCCGGCCCAGGUGUUCCCGGCGGAGCGGAGAACCGCGGCCGUGCGCGGCGUCCCCGGGCUGCAGGCGGGGCCGCGCCCCCACCGCCUGUCAGUCACUGGGGCCUUCGCCGAGCCGGGUGCGGCAGCCUGCGCACCGGGAGCGGAGCCGCCAGCCCCGCGCGCGCCCUGCUCCGGGCCCACCUUCCCGUCCCCUCGGGACGCAGAGGGCACGGCUCGCCGGCACAAAGUUGCCGGUGCACAGCGACGGCAAACUGUGCCCGAGCCGCCGCGUCCCUGUCACCGAUGCUACUUUCUCUGUUGCGGGGUCGCUCUUGGGUCCCGAAGUUUGGAAAAACGCGCUGAAGAGAUGCGAGACAGAGUUUCACUGUGUAGCUGUAUAGUUCCAGGGUGUCCUGAAACUUAGUCCAGGCUGGCUGUAACUCACACAAAUCCAUUUGCUUCUGUCUCCACAGUGCUGGGACUAAAGUUCCGGUUACUAUGGCAAUGACGGCAGGGGCAACAACUACCUUUCCUAUGAGCAACCAUACCCGGGAAAGAGUAACUGUGGCCAAGCUCACACUGGAGAAUUUUUACAGCAACCUAAUUUUACAGCAUGAAGAGAGAGAAACCAGGCAGAAGAAGUUAGAAGUGGCUAUGGAAGAAGAAGGAUUGGCAGAUGAGGAGAAAAAGUUACGUCGAUCGCAGCAUGCUCGUAAAGAAACAGAGUUCUUACGCCUUAAGAGGACCAGACUUGGCCUGGAUGACUUUGAGUCUCUGAAGGUUAUAGGAAGAGGAGCUUUCGGAGAGGUGCGGCUGGUCCAGAAGAAAGACACGGGGCACAUCUAUGCCAUGAAGAUCCUGAGGAAAGCCGACAUGCUUGAGAAAGAGCAGGUGGCUCAUAUCCGAGCAGAAAGGGACAUUUUGGUGGAAGCAGAUGGAGCCUGGGUGGUGAAGAUGUUCUACAGUUUUCAAGACAAACGGAAUCUCUAUCUCAUCAUGGAAUUUCUUCCUGGAGGUGACAUGAUGACAUUGCUGAUGAAGAAGGACACCUUAACAGAAGAGGAGACACAGUUCUACAUCUCAGAGACUGUCUUGGCGAUAGAUGCAAUUCACCAGCUGGGCUUCAUCCACCGGGACAUCAAACCAGACAACCUUUUACUGGAUGCCAAGGGACAUGUAAAAUUAUCUGAUUUUGGUUUGUGCACGGGGUUAAAGAAAGCUCACAGGACUGAAUUCUACAGAAACCUCACACAUAACCCGCCAAGCGACUUCUCAUUUCAGAACAUGAAUUCAAAGCGGAAAGCAGAGACAUGGAAGAAGAACAGGAGACAGCUGGCUUACUCCACAGUUGGAACACCAGACUACAUUGCUCCAGAAGUAUUCAUGCAGACUGGCUACAACAAAUUGUGUGACUGGUGGUCCUUGGGAGUGAUUAUGUAUGAGAUGCUAAUAGGCUUUCCACCUUUCUGCUCCGAAACACCACAAGAAACGUACAGAAAAGUUAUGAGCUGGAAGGAGACGCUGGCAUUUCCUCCGGAAGUGCCCGUCUCUGAGAAAGCCAAGGACUUGAUUCUCAGAUUUUGUACUGAUUCUGAAAACAGAAUUGGGAAUGGUGGUGUGGAAGAAAUCAAAGGUCAUCUGUUCUUUGAGGGUGUAGACUGGGGGCACAUAAGGGAAAGACCAGCAGCUAUUCCUAUAGAAAUCCGAAGUAUAGAUGACACCUCAAACUUUGAUGACUUCCCUGAGUCUGAUAUCUUACAGCCAGUGCCGAAUACCACAGAGCCCGACUACAAAUCCAAAGACUGGGUUUUUCUCAAUUACACCUACAAAAGGUUUGAAGGGCUGACCCAGAGAGGCUCCAUUCCUACAUACAUGAAAGCUGGGAAGUUAUGAUGAUCACAGUCGCCCAUAGCCAGGGAACUCAGGUAGCUGCAUCCGCAGGCUGGCUCGGCAUCAGCGCCAGGAGCUCCAGGACGGUGCUGCUCUCCAGCCAGAGGAACGACUCAGCUUGGGAAUCUGAGGCUGCUUUGGCUAUGGGAAUUGCUCAGCUUUUUUUUUUUUUUU
Molecule: messenger RNA, 2077 nt
Organism: Mus caroli (Ryukyu mouse)
Lineage: Eukaryota; Metazoa; Chordata; Mammalia; Rodentia; Muridae
Source: RefSeq, a predicted model, not a curated record